Messenger RNA from Microthlaspi erraticum, 570 nucleotides. Lineage: Eukaryota; Viridiplantae; Streptophyta; Magnoliopsida; Brassicales; Brassicaceae. The record is from the annotation of a GenBank genome assembly.
AUGGAACACCAAUGGCAUGUCACAAGAACGAUAAAGGAGAUUCCAUUCUUCACCUUUGGUCAUCGUAAACUAGAGGAGAAUAAGAUCUCUGAAUGUCCAUCUCUUCUUUUAGAGCCAAACUGGAAGGAACGGAAUCCACUCCAUGUUGCUGCUCGUUUAGAUGUUGUGAAGACUCUAGUUGCAUCGAUAACAUAUGUUUCAGCUAAUAUCUUGUUUGAAGAAGAGCGGGAAACAUUUAGUGUUGAUGUUGUAAAAGACAUAGAUGGAGAUACUCCUCUGCACGCAGCAUUGAAGGGGCUUCAUCUGGAGACCGCUCUCUCCCUCGUAAACGCAAACCAGCUUUUACCAUUUCUUGCCAAUAAGGACGGAAUAUCCCCUUUGUAUAUGGCUGUAGAAGCUGGAGGUCUAGCUCUAGUGAAAGCAAUGUUGAAAGGUCUUGGUAAUAACGUCCAUGGACAAGUUUCUUACUUGGCCUCAAAGUUAGAAGGGAGAAAAUCACUUGUACACGCAGCUCUAAAGGCGAAAAACAGAGGAUUUUCUGUAAAGUCUUCCAUCUGCUUUCUUUCUUGA